Molecule: messenger RNA, 303 nt
Organism: Daldinia decipiens
Lineage: Eukaryota; Fungi; Ascomycota; Sordariomycetes; Xylariales; Hypoxylaceae
Exons: 2
Coding region: 1-303 (100 amino acids)
Source: RefSeq, a predicted model, not a curated record
AUGUCAACCAUGACCUGGAUUGAACAUAUUCCGCUGGUGUUAUCUAUAUCGGGAUUAUGCCACUCCCUUUUGACCAAUUGGUUGAAUACAUUUUGCUCAUUCGACCUCGAGUCGGACCUGAAGGACAAGCAUUUGCAUGUCUGGCACGCCGGUCGCUAUACGGGGCCGAAACCAGACGAUGACGAGUUCAAGGAUGGAAGUUGGGUUUUCGGCGAAGAUCCGCAGUUGCUGACCUGGGAAGAUGUCACCGAGGGUCGAGAUGUAGCCGGCCUACAUAAGAGCGAAGAACUCAGCCCCUUAUGA